Molecule: messenger RNA, 633 nt
Organism: Dissoconium aciculare CBS 342.82
Lineage: Eukaryota; Fungi; Ascomycota; Dothideomycetes; Mycosphaerellales; Dissoconiaceae
Exons: 1
Coding region: 1-633 (210 amino acids)
Cellular component (GO): nucleus
Molecular function (GO): protein N-terminal-serine acetyltransferase activity; histone H4 acetyltransferase activity; histone H2A acetyltransferase activity
Source: RefSeq, a predicted model, not a curated record
AUGCUCCGAUAUCAAUCAGAUUCAUCCAGUACUGAAACGUCCACCGAGAAUACAUAUGUCAUCGAUUUCUCGUAUGCUCUUGAUCUCGCCGAUCUGUCACUAGAGCGCUGUUUCAAGCUCGUAGAGUCUACCAGCCGAUCCGAUUACCAUGCCAGCAGCCGUGGUUGGCGCCCAGGGCAGAAAAGAACAGAAAUGAGACAGACGGAGCUCCGUUAUCUCACCGUCAAGCGCAGAUCCAACGCCGAAAAUGAUUCAACCGGUCAGAAGGACGAAGGAUGUGAAGGGGACAUGGAUUUCCAAGGAUUUCUGAGCUUCAUGGUUACACAUGAAGAUGGGUUUGCAGUUAUUUAUGUCUAUGAGAUCCACCUCACUGAAAGUGCGAGAGGUAAAGGCCUCGGACAACAUCUCUUCAGCAUCGUAGAGAAGGUUGCGGAGCAGCUCGGGCCGGCCAUCGAGAAGGUCAUGUUGACCUGCUUUGUCGCGAAUACUUCUGCAGUUCAGUUCUAUCACAGACUCGGCUUCGAUGUCGACGGUUCUUCGCCUCGGGCGCGCAAGAUCCGUGGCAAGCUGAUAUCGCCCGAUUACGUGAUUUUGAGCAAGUUGAUGAAGCAAGCCAACGACACUCGCACAUAA